AUGGGUCUCGCAGGAACAAAGGUUAAACAAAGAUUUGGAUUAGAUCCACGUAACACGAACUGGUCUAAUGAUACUUCAAGAUUUGGACAUCAGUAUUUAGAAAAGCUUGGUUGGGAACCUGGUAAGGGUUUAGGAUUGGUGCAACAUGCAAUCACAUCUCACGUAAAAGUUUCCAUUAAAGACGAUAAUGUUGGAUUGGGAGCCAAAUUAAAGAAGAAAAGCAAAGACUCUUUUGACGAUGAUGAGGCACAUGGUCUUGAUGCUUUCCAGAGAAUUCUUGGAAGGUUGAACGGUAGGGAAACUGAAAUCGAUAAGGAAUUAGAGAGGCAGAGAAAGGAUAAAAUCAUAAAUGGUAAGCUUGGUAUACAAUUUGUCAAAGGAGAUGUUUUGAAAAGUACUUGGGAUGCAGAUGCGAAAAAACUCAAAGAUAACAAAGAUGAAAACGAUAAAAAGUCCAAGAAGAGGAAGAGAACAGACGACGAUUCCUUAGAUGAAUCUAAGAAACAGAAAAAAGAUAAGAAAGAAAAGAAAGAAAAAAAGGAAAAGAAGGAAAAGAAGGAAAAGAAGCAAAAGAAAGAAAAGAAAGAAAAGAAGGAGAAGAAAGAAAAGAAAGAAAAGAAGGAGAAGAAAGAAAAGAAAGAAAAGAAGGAAAAGAAAGAAAAGAAAGAAAAGAAAGAAAAGAAGGAAAAGAAAGAAAAGAAGGAAAAGAAAGAAAAGAAGGAGAAGAAAGACAAAGCAGAUAAAGAGGGUAAGGUUGAUAAGAGAUCUGUGGAAACAAGUACAAACGUGAAGCCCAUAGCGACAAGAUUGUCUGCCAGAUCGAAAUACAUUAAGCAGAAAAGGGCAUCAGUAAUGGACCAAAAAUUACUAAACGAAAUAUUUAUGAUUACGAAGUGA
This is a messenger RNA of Yamadazyma jaroonii, 897 nucleotides long. The record is from the annotation of a GenBank genome assembly. Lineage: Eukaryota; Fungi; Ascomycota; Pichiomycetes; Serinales; Debaryomycetaceae.